AUGUUGAGAUUAAAACUGAACUCUACCAGCGAAGAUUCCUCGUCGAUUCCUUUGACAAGCGAAUACCCAUUAGCUGUGAGAAGUUUUGAAGAAGUGAUCUUUGAAAUUAUCAUUGGUUGUGUUUUGUGUCUGCUUGGCGUAACAGGGAACGGCUUAGUUUGUUAUGUCAUACACCGGAGCCGCUACACAAAAUCUUCGAUGUAUUUCUUCAUGGCACAACUUGCUGUUGCAGACAUCCUUGUCUCAUCGAUCUCAAUACCUCUGACUUUGGUCUCUACGUAUCCGAGACCGCUUCUUCUGCUUCAAGGCGAUAUUCCCUGCAAAAUGGUCCGUUUCCUGCAGUACCUUCUUCCGCCUGCAUCUGUAAACAUCCUAACUGCCACUGCAGUCGAUAGAUUCCUCCUUAUUUGUUACCCACUGAAGUUUUUGUACCGAACGAAAGUCAAAUUCCUCGCAAUUUUCUGCUGGGUGUCCGCUGUAAUUACUGCAAUGCCAGUGCUGUAUCUGGUAAAUUCUCGUCCCGUUACGCUGAACAAUGAGGUUUACAAGUUCUGUGCCAUAAAGGAAACAUCCUCAUUUGCCAAACUUGGUUCAACUUAUUUAACAGUUCGAGGAAUUUUGGCAUUUCUUUUUCCUCUUUUGAUAAUCGUACUACUUUAUUACAACAUUUUAAAAACAGUAUGGAGGAAAAACACCAUCAAGAGCCGAAAGCGACGAAAUGUGAUCAAGAGUUUGGGUUUGGUUGUUUGCGCGUUCUUUGUGAGUUGGGCUCCAUUUUCAGUCAUAUCAAAAUAUUCGAUCCUCGUAGAAAAGCGAUACGACACAAUUUCCAGAGCUGAAUUAAUAACAUUUUGGAUUGGUCUGUCAGCAUCUGCGUACAACCCUGUUAUCUACGCAUUUUACAACAAAAAUUUUCGAGACGCUUUUCGCGACGUUUUUCUUCGUAGAAAAGAGAGGAGAAAAACUCCAGUUACCUUUAACCCUAAUGUGAAAGCUAUGAAAGAAGUUGUGGAAGGUACGAUUCCUGACUUGAAAUCUGGUGCACCUAUAUUGCUUAAACACACAAGGGUUGCUUAA
This is a messenger RNA of Pocillopora verrucosa, 1077 nucleotides long. Its product is annotated as probable G-protein coupled receptor 19. Gene Ontology annotation, biological process: G protein-coupled receptor signaling pathway; cellular response to hormone stimulus. NCBI's taxonomy places the organism in Eukaryota, Metazoa, Cnidaria, Anthozoa, Scleractinia, Pocilloporidae. Gene Ontology annotation, molecular function: G protein-coupled receptor activity; peptide binding. Gene Ontology annotation, cellular component: plasma membrane. The record is from RefSeq and is a predicted model, not a curated record.